Lithohypha guttulata is the source of this 3168-nucleotide messenger RNA. RefSeq names its product DNA-directed DNA polymerase (gene POL5). The transcript has a single exon. Bases 1 to 3168 code for a protein of 1055 amino acids. NCBI's taxonomy places the organism in Eukaryota, Fungi, Ascomycota, Eurotiomycetes, Chaetothyriales, Trichomeriaceae. Gene Ontology annotation, molecular function: rDNA binding; transcription factor binding. Gene Ontology annotation, biological process: regulation of DNA-templated transcription. Gene Ontology annotation, cellular component: nucleolus. The record is from RefSeq and is a predicted model, not a curated record.
AUGAAGCGACCCAGAGACGAGGAAAUAGACCGGUCACGUCCCAUCUCCAAACGACCAAAAAUUGAUGCAGACCUCGCGCGAUUAUGGGAGAAUCUUGCAGACGACAAUGAGGAAACUCGUCUGGAAGCAGCUUUCGAGCUGAUACAAACUCACUGCAGAGACACACAGCCCGAGUAUGCGCGAAAUAUUGCGAGACGACUUUUCAGAGGCUUAUGUAGUGGCAGGAAAGGUGCCAGGCCUGGAUUUUACAUCGCGCUUGUUGGCGCAUUGUCAUUGAAGCCGAAUGCUUUUGGUUGUGAGGACCUCUCUUUCGCCGAGACUUUUCCAAUUCUAGAGCUACAAACCAGACCGGAAGCCGGCACCUCGGGGCAGGAUGAACGCGAUCAUUAUUUUGGUAGACUACUGGCAGUGAAGGCAGUAGUCGAGUCUGGAGUGCUGGAAUCUUCACCUGACCUCCAGGCUGAAUGGGCGAGAGUUCUCGACAGUAUCUACACUUUGAUGGUUCAGAAGCCCUGGCUUCGUGCAGAGGCAAGUGCUGUUGUGUGCUCGGCCAUUCACCGCUUCGCUGCUCAGAAGGUCUCAGACGCUCAAAAGGCAGCUGUACAAACUUUGAAGCAGCUCAACAAGCACAAGCUGACCCGCACCAUUGGUGGUGUUGCUAUUUGGCUUACUGUAAAGACAACAUUUCCUUCAGCCAAACUACCUCAGGACUCUUGGAAUUUAGGGAACCCAUUGUCGUUGAGUGAGCUGAGUGCAUUGAAAAAAGCACUAUUAGACAGCCGAACGACAGAUAAUCUCGAUCAAGAUGUGACAGGUACCUCGGGCUGGUCGCCAUCUCUCAAUCCAGCCUGGAAAUUAGUCUUGCAGGAGCUCAGUAAGCCAAGGUCGAAGAAUGAAGUUUCAUUUGAGCGUUUCUGGAACGAGGUGGUUGAUAAUGGCGUCUUUGGUGAAUCCAGCAACCCUGAGCGGAAACUAACCGGGUUUCUCAUCCUGGAAACAGCUUUGCAGCAAGUCGACGAUUCUUCUACCGAAGUGUGCUUCUCCAGAAAUCUUAUGGCUUCAUUGAUGCAAGGACUUUCUGCCAAGGAGUCAUAUCAACGACGAAUCAUUGACAGGAUUACAGCCUUUAUCAAAACGGAUCUCAAGCAUAAACGUCCAGAUGCUGUCCACCAGAUUAUCCGUGGCUUAUUGGUUGGCAGUGACCUCCGUGAUUUUGAUGUUGAGACCAAGACUGAUAUUUUGCAAUCCUUGUUGACUUCCACGUCUCUCGAGUCUGGAGUGGGAAUCGGCCAUGAUCUACUGUCGUGGUUGCACCAACUCCCCAUCGACCAACAAGAUGUUGUAAAAGCGAAUUCAAGGAAACGAAAUCUGAUAAAUAUUCUGCAACGGGCUGUCUGCCAACAAAUCCGUUGUGUAACACAGAGCACAUCAGCUAAUGCCUUAACGGUGGGACUCGAUCUUCAGAAGUCCUUCAGCAUAAUCAAAGGACUAAUGGAGACGUGUCAGAAGGCCAAGGGCACUGCUUCGACAAUUUCUCUCGACGAACCCACUUUCACACUACUGACUGACAAAAUGAACUUAUGUCUCGAAGCAUUACUUACAGCGGGAGCAGUAGGACAGCGAGCUCUAUUGGAGCUUGUUAGAAUUCUCGAGAACUUCAAUUUGGAAGCCGAGGCGGGUAUACAGGAAUCGUUGUCGGCCGCUUGGCAGCAAUACAACAAACUCGUGACAGUCGUUAAUCAAAACUCCAGUCAUGUCUCUAUCAACGGACACGCGAAGCGCACAAAGAUACGGCCUGGAGAUGGACUUGCCAUGCUGUUCGCUAUGGUCCUGUACCAGGUCUAUAAUGGCGACGAGGGAAGUAUCGAAAUGCUGGAUGAAGUUGUUGAAAUGGUUGAAGAUUUCCUGGCCGAGGACAAAGACUCUGCUAUAGCCAACCAUAUUGUUGACAUCGUCCUCAGUCUGUUCUCAAAGUCUUCCAAGCUCAUCAGGCGAGCGGCUAGCCUGAUCUUCGAGGCUUUUGCUGUCGACAUGUCGUCUGAUGGUCUAAAAGCGCUACGUGAUAUUUUGACAGCGAAAGAGAGCCGUGAGGGUCAGCAAGAACUGUUCGAAAGUGGUGACAUAGAUACAGUGAAUGAUUCAGACGCCAACAGCUUGGCCGAAAGUGAUGCAGUUGAUUCUGACGUCGAGAUUGUCGACGGAGUUGACGACAGCGAUGUCGAAGUGGACGAUAAAGCGUCUGAUUCUGAAGAAACGCCAUCUGAAUCUGGAGACGAUACUUCUGAACCAGAUGAUGCUGAAACGGACAGUAACGAUGAAGAACUUGACAACUUCGAAAGCGCUCUCGCAGCUGCACUUGGAACAAGAAAACUGGACCAGAACGACCUGCCAAACGGUGAUGAGGAGGACGACUCUGAUUCAGACAUGUCAGACUCUGAAAUGAUGCAACUCGACGACAAGCUUGCCGAAGUCUUCAAGAAUCAGCAGAAUCAAUCCUCAGCACAAAAACUACGCAAAGCAGAGAACAAGAACGCGAAAGAGAACGUGAUAAACUUGAAGAAUCGCGCUCUAGAUAUGGUGGAGAUCUUCUUGCGUACACAGCAGGCACGAGGUUUGGAAUGUCUGGAAUUGUUGAGCUCUGUGCUCGAGCUGGCAGCCACGACCAACACUCAACAGCUAGCGAAUCGUGCCGUUGAACUGAUCAAGACUUACUCGCAGAAAUCGAGGGGACCAAAACUGCCGCAGGUAGAACACAGUGAAGAGGCGCAGACCAAAUUGCAGGAUCAGCUAAGGAGGUUGCACGUGGCAAUCUGUAACCGGAGCGUGAGUAACGCAUUUAUCGACGCGGCUGCUCAACUCAAUACUCUCAUCUGCAGGCUAUUGGUGAAAACGGGGAAAGACGACGUCGAGGGCGUUGUCACGCAGAUCUCGUCUGAAACAGGAUCAAAACGAGAAACUACACGAAGAGCUUUCAAAGAUUUCUGGUCGAGGUACAAUGCAUGGACAAACAGUUUGAGAGACAACCAGCAAAAGCAGCCGGCCAAAGUCGCUGCUAAUGGCGAUGUCAAUAGGAGAGCGGAGGAGCAAGGUCCAUCGGUACCUGCCAAACCAAAGGACAAGAAGAAAAAGCAGAAGAAAAGCCAGCAGAAGGACCAAGCCCUGGGCUGA